Acanthoscelides obtectus is the source of this 597-nucleotide messenger RNA. The record is from the annotation of a GenBank genome assembly. Lineage: Eukaryota; Metazoa; Arthropoda; Insecta; Coleoptera; Chrysomelidae.
AUGGAAGAUAAAGCAAUCAAAAGAAAAACUACGAAUAAGGAGUCAAGAAGACAACAAAGUGUGGUAUACACUUUAACAUCAUUAUCUGGAGAACGAAAGGUUGUUUGUAAAAAAAUAUUUUUGAAUACUCUAUCGAUUUCAGAGCGUACAGCUCGAACUGCUUUAAGCAAAGUGAAAGAGUGUGGAAUCUUGGAAGCAGAUAAAAGGGGAGGAAGGCAGAGAAAAUAUGAUGAGAAAAAACGAGAGGAAUUCAUAAGAAAGGAUAUAAGUGAGCAUAUUGAUAGAUUCCCCAGAGUAGAAUCUCAUUAUUGCCGUGCUAGCAUUAUCAAAAUGUACUUACACCCAGAUUUGAAUUUAAGAAAAAUGCAUGCUAUGUAUUUAGAUGAAUUAGAGAAAGUUGGAAGAGUAGAAAAACCAAGUUUUCAUACCUAUAGAAGAGUAUUUAAGGCCAAAAACUUAUCUUUUCAUUCACCAAAAAAAGAUCAGUGUUCCCUUUGCGUGUCUUAUAGGGAAGGCGACGAUACCGUUAAACAUAAAUUAAAAGCUCGAUACGAUCUUCAUAUUGCCGAAAAGGUAAACGUUCGUUCACUGAAAUGA